Molecule: messenger RNA, 1058 nt
Organism: Wyeomyia smithii (pitcher-plant mosquito)
Lineage: Eukaryota; Metazoa; Arthropoda; Insecta; Diptera; Culicidae
Product: protein ABHD11-like
Exons: 4
Coding region: 69-983 (304 amino acids)
Cellular component (GO): mitochondrion
Source: RefSeq, a predicted model, not a curated record
GUGUUUUUUCAAACCGUGCGUCCAACAAUACAUAAGAUAAAAAAACAGUGCCAGAUUUGGUGCAGAAAAUGUUUCCAAAUUUAUUGAAAACCGUUACAUUUAUGGGGCGCCACGUGAUAGGCAGGUCACUUUCUAGUGGCAAUCAAUUGGUCCCAUUGGAAUUAUCGUUUAAUGUCUACGAUAUGGUUCAAAGUGCUUCGCACGGUUCCCCAGUGUUAGUUCUCCACGGAUUGUUCGGUUCUAAAUAUAACUGGAACAGCCUUUCGAAAGCAUUCCACCAAAAGACCAAACCCACUAGGAAGAUAUACUCAAUAGACGCUCGGAACCAUGGCGAUAGUCCCCACUCGGAAGUCCACUCAUACGAUCACAUGGUCACUGAUCUAGUAGAACUUCACCGGAAACUCAAUAUCAAGAAGGCAUCAGUAAUCGGUCAUAGCAUGGGUGGUCGAGCCAUGAUGUUGCUAGCCUUAAAAUAUCCACAACUCGUAGACCGAGCCAUUAUAGUGGACAUCUCUCCCACCACCGGCCUAGGAACAAGUAACACCGAUAUUCCACUAUUUCUACAAUCGAUGCAACUCAUUCAAAUAGGUGCCGAUCAAACAAUCCACCAAGCACGGAAAAUCGCCGAUGAACAGCUGGCAAAAAUCAUCGACGCGAAACCUCUAAGGGACUUUCUCAUAACCAAUCUGGUUAAAAGUGAAUCCGAUGGUUCCUUUCGAUGGAGAAUUAAUCUAGAUGCCUUGGAGCAGAAUUUCACGACAGGUGUUGCCCGGUUUCCCGAUUGCAGUGCGAUGCAGUAUACUGGGCCGACUCUGUUUAUCGCCGGUGGAAGGUCUGACUACAUAAAGAAAUCAGAUAUCCCUACCAUCAAGCGGCUGUUUCCGAACUCAGAAAUCAAGGUGGUAGAAGGAGCUGGUCAUUGGGUGCACAGUGAAAAAUCGGCCGAGUUUGCCAAGCUGGUUCUAGACUUUCUCAAUGCCUGAAACUCGUAGAAAUGAAUUGUAAGACGUGAUAUUAGCAAAUUAUACGUUAUCGUGAGGCUUUUCUCCACUAUUAGA